AUGCUGGGCCCUCGGGAGCGAGGGCAGAGCGCAGCCUCCAGCCCGCUGAGUGUCCCUCAGCAAGCCGAGCCCCUGGGAGCUCGCGCGCUGGGGACGGGAGAAGAAGGGAGCGGGAAGCAAAGCGGCAGCAGCUACACCCGGGCGCUCUGCCAGCGAGGCACCAGCAGGGCCCAGCGGCCUCGGCAGGAGGCCGCCGCGCCGCCGCUGGAGCCGGGUCCCGGACCGCCUGAGCGGGCAGGGGGCGGUGGCGCGGCGCGCUGGGUCAGGCUGAACGUGGGCGGCACCUACUUCGUGACCACCAGGCAGACCCUAGGCCGGGAGCCCAAGUCUUUCCUCUGCCGCCUUUGCUGCCAGGAGGACCCGGAGCUGGACUCGGACAAGGACGAGACAGGGGCCUAUCUGAUUGACAGGGACCCCACCUACUUUGGUCCUAUCCUAAACUACCUCCGCCAUGGGAAACUCAUCAUUACGAAGGAGUUAGCAGAAGAAGGUGUGCUGGAAGAAGCGGAGUUUUACAACAUUGCGUCUCUUGUGCGCCUGGUUAAGGAAAGGAUACGGGACAAUGAGAACAGAACUUCACAAGGGCCCGUGAAGCACGUGUACAGAGUCCUGCAGUGCCAAGAAGAGGAGCUUACCCAGAUGGUCUCCACUAUGUCUGAUGGUUGGAAAUUCGAGCAGCUAAUCAGCAUUGGAUCUUCCUAUAACUAUGGCAAUGAGGAUCAGGCAGAAUUCCUCUGUGUUGUCUCCAGAGAACUAAAUAAUUCUACCAAUGGCAUUGUCAUAGAGCCGAGUGAAAAGGCAAAGAUUCUUCAGGAGAGAGGAUCUCGGAUGUAAACCAGAAUCCUAAACAUCAAGAGAGCAACAGCAGAGCACCUCUCUGAAGUUAAAUCUUGCUCCUGUACAGUAACCGAGCUACUGCAAAGCAAAGCUGAGCCUGGCCCCUCAGUGGAAAAGUGUUCUGGUCAAAACCAAAGGAACCCCCAACCCCCCGCACACACACACAGGAACCCGAAGACAGAUAUACCUUCUGGCUGCAGAAUACCUUUUCACAAACCUCCUGUUGUUUUCUUAGCUAGUGUUAUAACAAAUCUUUAUAGCAGCAGCUGGGCUGGGUUCCCAGUUGGAGCCCUUAUGGGGAUCUGGGGAAGGGGAAAAGGAAGGCCUGGCUCCUUGCACAUGCCUACUUCAAGGAAGCUGGAGUAAAUGGAAGAGGAUUGUCCCUGAGCUGUGCCAUGUUUUCACCUGAGUACGCCAUGGACGCUGGCAGCCAUUUGCACACUCUUUCCCCUCCUUCUAUGCAUCCCAGACUAAUGCAGCAGAUGCAAGGGGUUCUAGCUUCAGUUUAUCGAAUUGAAUUGAGGUUUGGGAUAAAGGGUAGAGUUGCCAGAGUACUCCACAUUGCUGUGAACAAAGCUCUUUGAGGAAGGGGAGGAUGAGCUUUCCUUGGCUGUGGGUGGAGGUUGGGAAUCGUUGAUCUGGAUUCAUGGCACUUGGUUGCUACCGGGUUCAGCUUUGCCUCAUUUGUCUCCAGCAGCGUAGAGCCUCCAGAUAGCUUGCUUUCUCCCCGAGAAGAGGUUUGAGGCAGACGGCAUCCUGCACUGAAUCAGACAGACAGACAGAUGGGAGCUUUAGGUAGUUGGUGUAACUGCUUCUGCAGCCUUUUCUUACCCUUCAUUAGCUCAUCUUCCUCCCCUGACUUUUUAAACUGGUCCGAGGAUAAAGGGACUUUGGACCCUCUGAUGGCAUGGGGUGGGGACGGCUGUUUCUUUGAAAGUUGCCAAAUGUGUUAUGUUGUAGUAUCCAAAAGUGGUGUUAUUUCUGUGAUUGUCUCUUGAAAAUGCCUUGACUGAACAUGCGAUAUUUGUUUGUGUCUCUUCUUGGUUUCUAACCUUGGCAAACCUGCCCCGCAGCCAUGUCUAUGACCCCACACUAUCCCCAGUAGUCUGUAUGUGUUUGCUGGGCAGUCUGAGGACUCCCUGCAUCUCUGAUCCCACCCCUCACCAUCACUUCUUUCUAUGGAAUGCUGUGUCAUCGGGGAUCAAACGCUUGUUUGACAAGGGGGAGCAAAGCCCUCCUUUGGGCUGUGACCACACAGCUUGUAUCUGGACCUUUUCUCUGAGAUCUUGAGUCUCGGUGAGCACUCGUCGAAUGCAAAGGAGCCGGAGAAUCCUUAUUUUUCCCUAGAUGACUUUCAGAGUGUGGCACAUGGUCCAGAGAAGGGGAAGGUGCCCCUGGGGAAUGCUCCAUCUAUAAAAACGACCUCAAGCCAUUUGUUCCUGGGUCCCUUCACAGUUGAGGUUCUCUGCUCCACAGCUCAACUGCUUACUGCGUGGGUCUAGGGUCAUAAUUUUCGGAAAUAACUAUUGACCGUGCCAAAUGUCUUUUGAGCUUGUGACCUCCCCACGCCCAGAUGGCGUAACUCUUCUCCAGGAUUCUCACUUUGACCUUAUUUCUCUGUGUGUAGAGUAGGAUAGAAAUGUGUGUGGGGGUGUCUGCUGAAACACGUGUGUCUGCGCACCGUGAGCGUGCAUGGUGGCACCUCUGAAGUCUGGCCCAUGCCCAGGAUUUUUACAGCUGUGAAAUAUUAGAGGAACUUCUGCCUACAAUCAAAGCAGUCACCUUUUCAAAAAGGUCGCAGGCAUCCAUCCUGUCUUUCAGGGAGAAGAAAAAAAGAUUUGAGCGUAUCAAGCUGCUCUGACCAGAGUAGGAGAGAGGACUUUGGAAGAGGUGUUCUUUGGCCAAUUCAAAUAAGUAAUGUCAGACCGAAGGAAGAAAAGCACCUUCAUUUGGGGCCUCAUGCCCAAUCAAAUUUCCUGGGGCGUGAUGCCUGAUAAUCAGCCUCUGGUCCCAAGCCAGCAAGAAGGUGAGAAGAGGGCUGGAGGGUAGACAUGGGCAAGCCCCUCAGGAGUGCAUUGUUACCUUCGUUUCUCUUUUCGGAAUUCCACAGCGGAUCCUGUAAAAAGACUCCUGAGCCCCUUGCUAAGUGUUCUAGCCUUGCUAAGUCUGAGGAGCAGACAUAGUGAUAUUUCUGCUCUUCUAGAGCGCUAGCUUUCACCACGUUUCCCUCCUCAUGGUACCCGAGUGACAAUUUAAAUUUUUCCAGUGCUCCAGAAAUCAGGAUGAUUCAUUUCCUAAGGUUUCUGGAAAAGUAUUUUACCCAAGCCCUUUAUGAACCAAGGUGGUGUUUUUUCUUGAAAGCCUUACCCCCCUGGGGUAGUCUGGCUGAUAACUUCAGAGAGAGGUCUGGCAUUGGUUUGGGGGUAUCACAUGACCAGUGACCCACACUCUCUCCAGCUGCCCAGUGCUGCCAAGCGGGGAGUGUCUUCCUGCUUCCUUCUCUGCCCACAUCUGAGGCCCAGGGCGAUGCAGGCCAGGCCCAGGAGCAGCCUGGCAUCUCCUGAGUGACGACACAGUAGUGCACUUCUGUCUUUUCCUCAGAACCUGCUCUUUUUCCUUGGCAGUGAGGUGGGGCCCAACCUCCUCUAGAGUGACUUCAUUUCUGCACAGUUAACUGAUCUCAGGGGUGUCAGCGAGAUGUAGGGGAGGAAGGAACAGAUGCUGAGGGAGUAGGGCUGAGAGGACACCCACACCCUCCAGCAUGGCCUUUGAUCCAGACGUUAGGGACCAUGCCUAUCACUUGUGGGUGCCUUUUGUUACCGUUUGUGUGUUUGCAUAAAGUGAAAUGCUGUGACCUUUUUUUUUGUCAAUAAAGACAUGAAACAAACUU
Molecule: messenger RNA, 3727 nt
Organism: Ceratotherium simum simum (southern white rhinoceros)
Lineage: Eukaryota; Metazoa; Chordata; Mammalia; Perissodactyla; Rhinocerotidae
Gene: KCTD2
Product: potassium channel tetramerization domain containing 2
Biological process (GO): proteasome-mediated ubiquitin-dependent protein catabolic process; protein homooligomerization
Cellular component (GO): cytoplasm; Cul3-RING ubiquitin ligase complex
Molecular function (GO): cullin family protein binding
Source: RefSeq, a predicted model, not a curated record